AUGGCCGACAGUGCCGAAGCGGGCGGCGAAGCCCAGUCGCAGCAGAUUACCUUCAAGGUGAAGAGCUCUAAUGACAAGACACACACCAUCACCAUGGAUGAGUCAGCUACUGUCCUAGACCUCAAGACGAAGCUGAGCGGCCCUGACUUCGAAGAUAUCCCGGUCGACCGACAGCGCCUGAUCUAUUCUGGACGCAUCAUGAAGGACUCCGAUACCCUGAGUGUCUACAAAAUCAAGCCUAACAAUACUAUCCACUUGGUCAAGAGUGCUCGGAGCAACCAAACUGCUGCUGCGAGCACACCGGCUUCUACCUCUGCCUCAUCCUCCACGCCAACGCCAGCUGUGCCUCAGAACAUGGCCGCUGGCACCAGCGCAGGCGAUCCGCUUGCAGCCCUAACCGGCGCUAGAUAUGCUGGUCUCGCAAACCUGCCGAGCUUUGACCUUUUUGGUGCAGACGGAGGAAUGGGUGCUCCCCCUAGUGAUGAACAAAUUGCCGAUAUGCUCUCGAACCCAGCGGUUGCCCAGUCAAUGCAAGCAGCUCUCAAUAACCCGAACUUUGUCGAUUACAUGAUCCAGAUGAACCCCAUGCUUGCUAGCAUGCCGAAUGCUCGCGAAGUUCUCAAUUCACCACAGUUCCGCGCCCUUAUGACCAACCCAGAAGCUAUUCGGAUGGCGGCUAGGCUCCGUAGGGUGCUCCAGGAAAGUGCUGGUGCUAACUUCCCAGCUCCCGGGGCGGUCGAUAAUGCGUCCUCUGGCCAGCCCGCUGGAUCCCCAACAUCCGGCGGCAACGCGAACAGCGCCAAUAACGCUAACGAUCCGUUGAGGAGCUUAUUCGGAAUGCCCGGUCUGUUCGGCGCGCCCCUUGGUUCGGAUGCCUCAAAUCCCUUCGCUGCUCUUUUUGGCGCCCCUCCUCCAGCGAGCAAUACAGGCGGCACAGCAGCUGGCGCGACGUCGUCGACAUCGAGUCAACCUGCGGCAUCAGUUCAAGGCGGAAGUGGUUCAAGUGGGAGCAGUGCAAACACUCCAAACCAACCGGCUGGAACUGCCCCGCCUUUUAACCCUUUCGCCGCACUCUUUGGUGGCGCCAAUCAAGCAAACAAUCAGGGCGGUGCCAGUCUCCCAAAUCCUUUUGGCCUUCCGUUACCCCCAAUCCCUCCUGAGACUUUCCAGCAAAUGGCUCAGGCCUGGGGUUUUGCCCCUCCCGCUGUAGCCCCGCAGGAUAACAGGCCACCAGAGGAACGAUAUGCUGAGCAGUUGCGGCAACUGAACGAUAUGGGCUUCUUCGACUUUGAACGGAACGUGGCAGCCUUGCGCCGCAGCGGCGGCAGUGUCCAGGGCGCUAUUGAGUAUCUCCUCUCCAACCCAUAA
Thermochaetoides thermophila DSM 1495 is the source of this 1368-nucleotide messenger RNA. RefSeq names its product ubiquitin-like protein. Gene Ontology annotation, molecular function: polyubiquitin modification-dependent protein binding. The transcript has 2 exons. Bases 1 to 1368 code for a protein of 455 amino acids. Gene Ontology annotation, biological process: ubiquitin-dependent protein catabolic process. The record is from RefSeq and is a predicted model, not a curated record. Gene Ontology annotation, cellular component: cytosol. NCBI's taxonomy places the organism in Eukaryota, Fungi, Ascomycota, Sordariomycetes, Sordariales, Chaetomiaceae.